GUACAACCCUGCAGCAAAAUAGUUCCACCUUGCCAAGUUCUUUAUGCUCUAUAAAAAAGACACGCAACUCAUUUCACUGAACAUACUACCCAAUUAUCAAUGAUUAAAAGAUACGAUUCUCCUUCUAAACUUACAUUUGCCUGUUCUUAAUUAGGCAUCACAAGCUAAUUAUCUGCCGGUAUAAAAUGUUUACAGUGCAAAUGCUGACUCAAAGACUUGAAGUAAUAGAAACUAGUUACUAAAGACGUCAAUCUCCUCACAUUUUCUUUUCUACUCGUCUCUCCUCUAGAUAUACCUGUUCUUGAAGCCUCAAUUGGUGCACGGUGAGAAAGAAGAGGAAGAGGAGGGGGGACGAGGAAGAGGAGAAGGAGGAAGAUGCAUUCUGCCUAUUAGAUUUGAUUUUUUUUUUUUGUUUGCUCCUCUUCAGUGAUUUUUAUCAGUUUAGGUGAUUCCCCUUGUAGAAAUCCCACUUCCUCUGCAGAUAAGCGGUACAUCAAUAAUUUUGUGCUUUAAACCCUCACCUGGGGGCAUGGAAAGCUUAAGUGAGUCAAACUUCGCUUACUAACUACCAAGUGUUGUAGGCAAUACUUGAACACAGAUCUUUCGGCCUCCCAGGCCAGCUAUCUAGUCCCUACAGUAUUUCGCGUUUCUUAUUUGCAUAUACAAGUUUUAAAAGACAGACUUCCCCACACACCCAUAAGUUAUAUUUAGAUGUACAGUAGGCAUAAAUAAAUGUACACGCAAACACACAUACCCACAAAUAUCCAUAAAAGUGCGUGGGGAAAAAAAAAAACCCUUUAUAUCUAGUUUUCAUAUAAAAUAACUUAGUUGGACAGACUUAUAGAAGGAUCUGUGUCAAGCAACUGCUUUGAAUUAAGAAAACGUCAGGUGUUGUUCAAAUGCUCUAACUUCCAGAAGGGUUGUUUUGUUUUGUUUUUUCCUAUGUUAAAAUAUGCAAACUAUUCAUCAGUUUCCAUUUCCUCUCCCGAACGCCCUUUCCCAAAUCUGGUGCGUGCGGAAAGGACAAGACCCAGAGAUAAUAUUUGCACGCGCUUUCACUUAACUUUUUGAGUGGAAAACUGCUGAGAAUAUUCUAUAGCCUACGGGUUUUUAACACUUUCCAAAACGCAGUAGCGGGGACCCUUUGAUUAUCUGGACAGAAGCUAUUUGGGAGUUCUAGAGCAAUCUAUCUAGGGAAGACGUCUGAGGCGUCUCAACUUCAAGUGAAGGCAGGAACUUUGGCUCUGUUCCUUGUGCGUUCACUUUCUUUAACCUUCUCCCCCGUUGUUGGGGAGUUGUGGAAACUCCCUCACCUGUCAGAACCCGGAUUUGCAGGGGAAAGGAAAAAGAGCUCCCUGGACUUUUCUGCCACUCCUCUAAAGCGCCUGCAACAGUGAAGAGCCAGGAGCAGCGCAGGUGCGGAAGGUUUAGCCCGAAAAGCUAGUGCCCCUCAGCCCCCAUCCUUCCCCUACCCCAGUUAGCCCCACCGGGACCCACUUCAUAGCCAAUAGACGCCAUUAGGCAGGGGUGCCCAGCUUGAGAACAGAAGCUGCAUCGUAGUGUUCGUGGACGCUCCGCCUCCUUCUCCUCAAUCGCGAACAGCAGAAACCAGAAACCUUUCCCUCAGACCUUGUCUGCUAGAAGGGUGUCGGCCCCUUCUGCUUUUGGGGCUUGAAUAUCCCUACCCAGUCCUCUUACCCUAGCUUCCUGAAGGGGCUGUCUCCUACUCCUCAAUUGCUCCCUCUGGCCAGUUCUCUCGGAGUUCCUGGGCGCUCCACCCCAACUUUUGCUCGAAUCGCGCCCCCUCCUCCCAAGUGCGGCCCCCUCUUCAGGUCCACCUACUCAUACAACAAGCAAUUGUCGAGUUUGGAGAAAGCCAACUGAGACCUUCUCUCGAUCUCGGAAGAAACGAACAAGGUUAUUUCAAGUCCGGACGCGAGCAGAUAGUGUGCUUUGCACAAACGAUACCCUGGAGUUCAAGGAGCCCUGUAUCUGCCUUGUUUGUGCUUCUGAGGAACUAUCUCUCAGCCAACCAGAAAGAAACCUUUAGAGCAGAUUAGCUCUUGGGACGUGUUUUAGAGAAAAAAAGAGAUUCUCCUCUCCCCUCUCCCCCCAACACUAAUAAACUUCCUUGUUUAUUAAUUACAUUGGGGUUGGAAAAGCUGAGGAAAGAAAAACCACUUUAGAGGAGAGAAUUCGAAGUCGAUUCUAAGUUUGGUCCCGACGCUCCAGGCGACCCGAAUUUAAAGGGCAGAGCGAAACCAUGGCCGGCUGCUGCUGCUUGUCCGCGGAGGAGAAGGAAUCGCAGCGCAUUAGUGCUGAAAUUGAGAGACAGCUGCGCAGGGACAAAAAGGAUGCUCGCAGAGAGCUCAAGUUGUUGCUGCUAGGUACUGGUGAAAGUGGGAAAAGCACUUUUAUCAAGCAAAUGAGGAUUAUUCAUGGGUCUGGUUACUCAGAUGAAGACAGAAAAGGCUUCACAAAAUUGGUUUACCAAAAUAUAUUUACUGCUAUGCAAGCAAUGAUCAGAGCCAUGGAUACUUUACAUAUACAGUAUGUAUCUGAACAGAAUAAGGUAAGAUGAAUCAAUGAUGUUUGCCUUAUUAGCUAGCUAAGAUAUAGAUACAUUUUAAUCUUUGGUUGCAUAUUCCAAACAUGGAGACUUAACAUUGUUCUUAUGUGUGGAACAAAAAAAGGUUCUCCAACAUGUGAUGUUUUUGAUAUACACUCUGAGAAUAUGGCAGCUUUGGCUCCCUUUUCCAGUUCUGAUCAUAUGUAUAUGGUUGACUCCUCUAGGUUAUUAUUGUAAAAGACAUAAUACAUCAUGGUUAGUAUGAUACAACUCAAUUUUUCUAAGCUACAAAAUGACCAAAUGUCUUGACUUGAAUAGCUAUUCCCACUAUAUGAGCCUUUUAUCAGAUGAAUGUGGCUUUGUGGUUAAAAAGACUGUGUUCAAGAAUUUUACUUCUUAUGAAAUGUUUGUUUAUGCUCCUGUUUUAUAAGACAAAACAUAAUACAUAGUGCAAAUCAUUAGGUGGUAUAUGCUGUACAUUCCAAAAUUAUAUACAUACCUUUCCAUUUGGUUCAGUUCAUCCUCCUGAGUUGAUGAAGGGACCCUUUUUUAUGGGAAGGGAGCAGGAAGAGAGAACAUCUCAGAAUUAAAGAUAGUUUAUGAUGAUUAUAUUGAUGCCUCAGCUAGCAACACCCUGUAAUAAAACAAUUCCUUUGACUCAGAAUUUGCUUUCCUAUCAUUCAUAGUUAUUUAAAAUACAAAUCUAUGUUAGACCCAAAUAUAGUGGUGCCAGACACCAGACAAAAGUACUAAAAUUCUUUUAGAGUACAAUAGGAAAAAAAAAGGCAAAACAAGUAUAUGGAGAGGUAAUGUGAGACGUCAGUUUCUGUGAGGAUCUAGAAGUUGAACUUAUUUCAAUUGAGGGGGAUUUGAUUGUGAUGCUCUCUUCCAAAGAAGUAACUUGGUGAUACAGUGGAUAGACUGCUGGAUCUGUA
Sarcophilus harrisii (Tasmanian devil) is the source of this 3504-nucleotide messenger RNA. Its product is annotated as guanine nucleotide-binding protein subunit alpha-14-like. The record is from RefSeq and is a predicted model, not a curated record. NCBI's taxonomy places the organism in Eukaryota, Metazoa, Chordata, Mammalia, Dasyuromorphia, Dasyuridae. Bases 2264 to 2581 code for a protein of 105 amino acids. Gene Ontology annotation, molecular function: G-protein beta/gamma-subunit complex binding; GTPase activity; G protein-coupled receptor binding. Gene Ontology annotation, cellular component: heterotrimeric G-protein complex. The transcript is spliced from 2 exons. Gene Ontology annotation, biological process: adenylate cyclase-modulating G protein-coupled receptor signaling pathway; phospholipase C-activating dopamine receptor signaling pathway; action potential.